This is a messenger RNA of Boeremia exigua, 963 nucleotides long. RefSeq names its product phosphatidylethanolamine-binding protein. The record is from RefSeq and is a predicted model, not a curated record. Gene Ontology annotation, biological process: regulation of proteolysis; regulation of Ras protein signal transduction. The transcript has 2 exons. NCBI's taxonomy places the organism in Eukaryota, Fungi, Ascomycota, Dothideomycetes, Pleosporales, Didymellaceae. Gene Ontology annotation, molecular function: peptidase inhibitor activity; phospholipid binding. Bases 151 to 885 code for a protein of 244 amino acids.
CACCGCUAAGCUUCGGACUUUGAGGCCGCGUACUCAAGGUCUCAUGAUAAAGUCAGACUCUUGAAGCUUCAAUCUUGCCGGCGAUUUGCUCACCAAAUUCAAAAUCGCAUACUUACGACUUCUGUACAUCUUCGUCUCACUCUAACCAAUAUGUACCUCGCUACAUCGCUGUUUGUCGCCGGUUUGGCAGGUUUGGCGCAGGCGCAAAGUGUCACACCCGCAGGCUUUACACCAGCUGCAAUGAACAAGCUGGAUGUCUACUUCAACACCACAAUAGUCAGAAUUCCAGGACAGGUUCUUCCCAAAGCAGAUGUGGCAGCUCAGCCAAAGUUGGCAGUGUCGACCGCAAUGGCGAACAUGACUGAAACCUACAUGUUUGUCAUGCUCGAUCUUGAUGUCCCGCCUGCAGACGGCACCACCAAGCGCCGCGUCCUCCUUCACGCCAUGAACACGGGGUUCAAAGCCACACAACAGAGAAUCGGUGGAGGUUCGACCUUGCUUGCAACAUCAGACAAAGGUCCAGCAGCAUACAUUUCCCCGGGUCCGCCUCCAACAGACACGAUCCCGCAUCGCUACGUCGAGCUUCUGUUCCAGCAGCCCGCAGACUUGGCCGUCCAGGAAUCCGACUUCGCGAACACAGCAGCUCGCAUCAACUUCGACAUUGAGGCGUUCAUGACCAAGAACAGAGUCAGUGCUCCGGUGGCAGGCAACUUCUUCAUGGUCGAUGGCAAGGCGAGUGCAACUGCGAAGGGAACUGCUUCGGCCAGUGGAAGUGGUGGCAUGCCCGGGAGGACUCCAGAGCCGUUCACAGGCUCUGCUGAGAAGUACGGACUGUCUCCGGGGAUGGCUGGGUUGAUCGGAGGACUUGCUUUGCUCGCCAUUUAGGCACAAUUCGACACGAAGUGCCUACUAGCUUUGAUAUUAAUAACUUUCACUUAGCAUUUGAUACCACAAUGCAAAUGG